GGCACAUUAUAUAAAAACAACAAGGUCUAUCACUUGUUAUUUUUUUAUGCUCGUUGUGUUUACGUAUAUUUAUGAUCUUACCAUAAAUAUACUGUAACGAUUAUUUGUCUAGGAUACGAGGCUUUUAAAACAGGAACACAUCUCAAUAUAUUAUAUAUUAGCCCACUAGCUGCAUCUCGACAUAUAUAUUAUCAAGGUUCCUCCUUGUAUAAGUAAGCAUCUUAAGUUCGAUAAAGUAAGAUAAAGCAAGGGGCAAAAAGAGUGUGUGUGUGUGUGUUUAAUGUUUAUAUGCUGAAGAUGGAAUAUACUGGUCAUGAUUUCUUGGAGGAGUUGCUAAGUUUCAGAAAUGAGCCAUGGGAAUCAUGCACCAAUUUCAUUCCAACAGGAGCUGAUCAUGGUAUCUAUAAUGGAUAUGGAUACUCCAAUGUUGCUAGCUUCCCUGAGAACCCUUUGCCAAACAUUCCUCAGACUCCUUGUUUCGAUGAGUUAUCAGCUUAUACUGUGCCAUUCGAUGAGUACCAGCAAACCCUCAACUCUGCAGCACUUUUUAGUGAGAUUUCUGGUCCAUUUGGAGAUGAACACACUGAUUCUUCUAACAACAUGUUUGAUACACCUCCGUUCUUUCCUUGUCAAGAGGAGUAUUCGAUGAGGUCGAUUAUGGAUGAGUUGGAGGGGAAGGCGGCGGCUGAUGCUUGUAAAAUGGAGCCGGUUCAGUGUACUCAAGUCCCGGGUUUUAGUGUGGGGAGUGGCGUGGAGAGAAAGAGUAAAACCAAGAAAGUGGAUGGGCAGCCGUCGAAGAAUUUAAUGGCGGAAAGAAGGCGAAGGAAGCGGCUUAAUGACCGGCUUUCUAUGCUUAGAUCUGUUGUUCCUAAGAUAAGCAAGAUGGAUAGGACAUCAAUACUAGGAGAUACUAUAGACUACAUGAAUGAACUUCUGGAAAGGAUUAGAAAAUUGCAAGAAGAAAACGGUUUUGGCUCUAAUGAUCAUCAGGGCGAGCUCAGCUUAACAAGCAUCAUUAAUGAUGUCAAGCCUAAUGAAGCUCUUGUCAGAAAUUCUCCCAAAUUUAAUGUGGAAAGGAGGAACAUGGACACUCAAAUUGAAAUGUGCUGUGCUAAUAAGCCAGGUUUGCUGUUAUCAACUGUGACCACAUUAGAAGCACUAGGUCUUGAGAUUCAACAGUGUGUUGUCAGCUGUUUCAGUGACUUUGGCAUGCAUGCUUCUUGCUCAGAGCCAGAGGGUGAUAUACAGGAAGAGCCAACAAGAAAUCUGAGUUCAGAAGAUAUAAAGCAAGCAUUAUUCAGAAAUGCAGGAUAUGGUGGAAGGUGCUUGUAGAAGAUGUAUUAUUAAUAUUCUUUUUUGACCAUGGGAAUGGAAUGAUGAGACUUGGAAGGGAAUAAAAAGCCAACUGAAUAAGCUAGUGAUUAAAGUUCAUGUAUGGGAUAAUUAUUCUUAAUUACCAUUAUUACUUUUCUAGAAAAUUGAUCUGUAUACUGUUUAGGAGCUGUAAAAGUGAGGUUGCUAUGGCCUUCUAAUUGAUCUUGUCAUGGAAAAGACUCACCUUUUCUGAAUAAAAAUCAGUUGUAUGUUUUGACGAUAUAAUAUUAUAAUGACAUCAUAUGCUGCAACUAUUUUUAAUUUUA
Molecule: messenger RNA, 1640 nt
Organism: Daucus carota subsp. sativus
Lineage: Eukaryota; Viridiplantae; Streptophyta; Magnoliopsida; Apiales; Apiaceae
Product: transcription factor bHLH93-like
Exons: 4
Coding region: 289-1332 (347 amino acids)
Biological process (GO): regulation of DNA-templated transcription
Cellular component (GO): nucleus
Molecular function (GO): DNA-binding transcription factor activity; sequence-specific DNA binding; protein dimerization activity
Source: RefSeq, a predicted model, not a curated record